GCAGAUCGGGAGCGGUGCCGAGAAAAAUUUCCUUACUAGAUGACAUUUCAUCGCAAUGUCCGAUCGUUUGGGGCAAAUAACCAAGGGCAAGGAUGGGAAAAGCAAGUAUUCGACUCUCAGCCUGUUUGAUAAGUAUAAAGGAAAAUCAGUAGACGCGGUCAGAUCCUCAGUUAUUCCUAGACAUGGCUUACAGAGUCUCGGGAAAGUUGCCACAGCCCGGCGCAUGCCACCACCGGCAAACCUGCCAAGCUUGAAGUCUGAGAACAGAGGAAACGACCCCAACAUCGUUAUAGUUCCCAAGGACGGCACGGGAUGGGCAAACAAGCAGGAUCAGCAAGACCCAAAGAGUUCCAGUGCGACGGGCUCUCCGCCGCCGGAGUCGCUGCCGCAGCCGGGUUUGCAGAGGCCUGUCUCCAGCUUACAGAAGCCGACACAGUCGAGCAGCCAGGAGAACACAAAUUCAGUGCCAGGUGGACCAAAGUCAUGGGCACAGCUGAAUGGAAAGCCAGCAGGACACGAAGGUGGUUUAAGGGGCUCAAGCCGACUGUUAUCCUUCUCUCCCGAGGAGUUUCCGACGCUGAAAGCAGCUGGAGGGCAGGACAAGGCUGGCAAGGAAAGGGGCGUCUUCGAUCUGUCGUAUGGGCCAGGACCAAGCCUCCGCCCUCAGAAUGUGACAAGCUGGAGGGAGGGCGGUGGGCGAAACAUAAUUUCUGCCACGUCUCUGAGCGCCUCCCCAACUGAGCUGGGCAGCAGGAACUCGAGUGCGGGAGACGGAGCCCCCUCCUCGGCAUGUACCAGCGAUUCUAAGGACCCCUCUCUCCGCCCGGCUCAGCCUGUCCGAAAAGGGGCUUCACAGUUCAUGGGAAAUGUAUACCACCCACCUACAUACCAUGACAUGCUUCCUGCUUUUAUGUGUUCACCGCAGUCAUCAGAGAACCAGGGUACAGUGGAACGAGGAUCUUUUCCCCUUCCCCAGCUCCGUCUUGAACCCCGUGUUCCUUUUAGACAGUUCCAGAUGAAUGACCAAGAUGGAAAAGAAAGCAGGCUGGGAACGACUCGCCCCAUCCGCCCGCUGAGGCAGCUGGUGGGCCGGGCGCCGCGGCCCACUAUCAUCAAUGCUGAAAACCUGAAGGGCCUGGAUGACCUGGACGCCGACGCCGACGACGGCUGGGCAGGCCUUCAUGAGGAAGUGGACUACUCGGAGAAACUGAAGUUCAGUGAUGAUGAAGAGGAGGAAGAAGUUGGGAAGGAUGGCAGGCCGAAGUGGAGCAGUUGGGACCCCAGACGGCAGCGGCAGUUGUCACUGAGCUCCGCGGACAGUGCUGAUACCAAGCGUCCCCAGGAGGAAGGAAAGGACUGGGGCGAAGCGGUGGGUGUGACCCGUGUCGUCCGGAAAGUGCCAGAACCUCAGCCACCUUCCAGGAAGCUUCACAGCUGGGCGUCCGGCCCUGACUACCAGAAGUCCUCGCUGGGCGGCAUGUUCCGGCAACAGUCUCUUGAGGACAAAGAGGACAAGCCACCCCCACGGCAGAAGUUCGUGCAGUCAGAGAUGUCCGAGGCGGUGGAGCGAGCCCGCAAGCGCCGGGAGGAGGAGGAGCGCCGAGCCCGGGAAGAGAGGCUGGCUGCCUGUGCUGCCAAGCUCAAGCAGCUGGACCAGAAGUGCAAGCAGGCUCAGAGGGCGGGCGAGGCCCAGAAGCAGGCAGAGAAGGAAGUGCCCCGAUCUCCAGGCACCGAGAAGCCGCCCCCGCAGGAGAAUGGCCCUGCUGUGCGCAAAGGCUCUCCUGAGUUCUCUGCCCAGGGAGCCCCCAACACGUUUUCAGAAGAAGCCCCCAUGGCUCCUCCAGCUAUGGCCCAGAGCGGCAGCGAGGAGGGGGCCAGGGAGGCUGGGUCUCCUGCACAGGAGUUCAGCAAGUACCAGAAGUCACUUCCUCCCAGAUUCCAGCGCCAGCAGCAGCAGCAGCAGCAGCAGGAGCAGCUGUAUAAAAUGCAGCACUGGCAGCCCGUGUACCCUCCGCCUUCCCACCCACAGCGCACCUUCUACCCCCACCACCCCCAGAUGCUGGGCUUCGACCCCAGGUGGAUGAUGAUGCCUUCCUACAUGGACCCGAGAAUCCCACCCACUCGCGCCCCGGUGGAUUUCUACCCCUCCACCCUCCACCCCUCGGGAUUGAUGAAGCCCAUGAUGCCCCAAGAUUCCCUCAGUGGGGCUGGCUGUCGCUCUGAGGACCAGAACUGUGUGCCCCCGCUGCAAGAAAGGAAGGUGGCCACCCUCGAUCCAGCCCCUGUAUGGAGCCCAGAGGGUUACAUGGCGUUGCAGAGCAAGGGCUACUCGCUUCCCCAGCCGAAAUCGAAUGACACUUUGGCCAUGGACAUGCACGUCAGGAAUGAAAGCUCUUACUCUGCCUCACCCGGAAGGUCAGGGGGCGUAGGCGCCCAGCGCGAUCUCCUUGAGGAGAGAGGGGAGGAGUUCUUGAGUGCUUUUGACAAGAAGGCCCAAGCAGACUUUGACAGCUGUGUCUCUUCUCAAAGAAUAGGCCAGGAGCUUUUGUUUUCACCCCAAGAAAAUGUUCAGGAAGCAGGUGCUCCUGGGGGUCCCGCCCCAGACCUCAGGUGUUCCCCACUGGAACCUGACUUUGCCCCAGCCGAGAAAAAGCCAGAAUAUAGCAACUGGGACGUUAGCCACCCGCCAGAGGCCACUGACACAGCCAACGGCAUCGAGAAGGGGGCACCCCGGGAGGAACCGUCCUUUAACGUCACCUCCUGGGAGAAGGAAGGGAGCCCCAACAAACAGCCAUCCCUGGAGCCCGAGUGGACGCCUGAGCCCCGGGGCCCCGGCAGCCAGCACCCAGAGCAGACCAGCAGGACGAGGAGGUCGGGGCCCAUCAAGAAGCCUGUCCUGAAAGCCCUCAAGGUAGAGGACAAGGAGAAGGAACUUGAGAAGAUGAAGCAGGAACUGGGGGAGGAGAGUACCCGCGUGGCCAAGGAGAAGGGGCCGGUUCACACGGCAGACAAGGACGAGGACGAAGAGAACAACCCCAGGCUGGCUAAUUCGUCCCCCUCCCCCUUGGAGGACCAGGGCUCUGCCCGCGUAAGUUUGGGCCGCGAGGCCAGCAGGUGCGAAGAGGACGAGAAGCCCGACAGGGCCUGGGAGAGCAGACCCUCCCGGGAGUCCAGCGACACUCCCCCGACAAAGAGGAACAACUGGAUCUUUAUUGAUGAGGAGCAAGCCUUUGGGGGCCGAGGGCAGGCCCGGGGCCGUGGCCGCGGCUUCCGAGAGUUCACCUUCCGUGGGCGGCCUGCAGGCGGCGGCCCCAGCCUCUGCGGUGGGGGGGUGCUCGGAGCACGGGGCAUCUACGGCGGCGGCCAGAGGAGCGGCCGUGGCCGGGGCCUGCGGGACUUCGGCCAGCCCGAAGACUUCCCCAGGGCCAAGCCGCGGCGGCGCAUCGCCAGUGAGACCCACAGCGAGGGCUCCGAGUACGAAGAGCUUCCCAAGCGGCGGCGGCAGCGAGGCUCGGAGAACGGGAGUGAAGCCUCGCUCCUGGAGCGGGAGGGCAGCGCCCUGAGGAAGGGUGACUUCAGGGACUCCUGGCGCUCCAACAAGGUGUGCUCCGAGGACCCGAGCGGCCUGGAGGCCAAGAACCGAGGCCCUCGCGCCUUUGGCCGGGCGCUCCCUCCCCGGCUGAGCAGCUGUGGCUACGGGCGGAGAACCUUCGUGUCCAAAGAGGCUGCCCACUGGCAGAACAAGAGCCCGGGUGCCUCCUGGCAGGAGUACAGCUCUGCGGACGCGUGCGGGCCCCGGCGACCUGCAGAGAGAGACUGUGUCCCUGACGCCUACAGACAUUCUGACUCGUUUGGUGCCAGGGCCUUCGAGGACAGCCGCCUGGAGGACAAGAGGCCCUUCUUCUCCGACGACCACGCGGCCGACGUGGAAGGCACAGAGAAUCGGCCCUUCCGGAGAAGGCGUCCCCCGCGCCAGGACAAGCCGCCGCGGUUCCGCCGCCUCCGGCAGGAGCGGGAAUCUCUGGGCCUCUGGGGGCCCGAGGAGGAGCCCCACAUGCUGGCAGGGCCAUGGCAGGGCCGGCCCAAGCUCUGCCCCGGGGACAAGAGCGGGUCCCCCGAGCUCUCGUACCAGAACUCGUCCGAUCACGCCAACGAGGAGUGGGAGACGGCCUCCGAGAGCAGUGACUUCAGCGAGAGGCGGGAACGGCGCGAGGGCCCCGGGGCUGAGCCUGACCCCCAGGCGGACGGCAGCCUCCCCGGGGCUGCUGUGGGCGAGAAGAAGGAGCUGGCCAAGAGGAGCUUCUCCAGCCAGAGGCCCCUGGCUGACAGGCAGAGCCGAAAGCUGGAGCCGGGGGGGUUUGGGGAGAAGUCCAUUAGGCCAGGUGGUGGUGACACUUCUCCCCGUUAUGAGAGCCAACAGAAUGGGACGCCUUUGAAAGCCAAAAGGUCCCCAGAGGAGGCCUUGCCUGGAGGUCUUGGUUGCAGUGGUGCGAGCAGCCACUAUGCGUUGGAGCGGGCAGCCCAUGCCACUUCUGAUGUCCCCGAAGCCCCCUGUGAGAAGGCAGAGAAGGAGGCCAAGCUGGCUGCUCAGAGGGCGGGUGAACAGGGAGAGACCAUGAAACAGUUUGACCUGAACUAUGGAAAUUCCAUCAUUGAAAACUGCGGGUCCAGCCCUGGUGAGGAGAGUGAGGUGGGCCCCAUGGCCGGUGAGGGCUUCAUCGAGGUCCUAACCAAGAAGCAGCGCCGUCUGCUGGAGGAAGAGAGGAGGAAGAAGGAGCAGGCUGUGCAGAUGCCUGUCAAGGGGCGCGGUCUUUCCUCCCGUAUUCCUCCUCGGUUUGCUAAAAAGCAGAGCAACUUGUGCCUGGAGCAGAGCGACGUGACCGUGCCCGGCAGUAGCCUGGGCACCGAGAUUUGGGAGAGCAGCAGCCAAGCCCUCCCUGUUCAGACCCCAACCAACGACUCCUGGACAAAAGCCGCCACUGCCUUCAACAGCGCCGAGCCCGGCUCUGCCGAGCAGGGUUUUAAGAGCAGCCAGGGGGACAGCGGCGUUGACCUGAGCGCUGAGUCUCGGGAGUCGUCUGCGACCUCCUCCCAGCGCAGCUCCCCAUAUGGCACUCUGAAACCGGAGGACAUGAACGGGCCCGGCCUGGAGCCCAAGGCUGACAGCCACAAGGAGCAGGCUCAGAAGCAGCCGGAGCCGAAGGAUGCAGAACAAGGCUCAGGACAGAGCAAGGAGCACAGACCAGGACCCAUCGGCAAUGAGCGUUCUCUGAAAAAUAGAAAGGGCUCAGAGGGGGCCGAGCGGCUGCAGGGGGCCGUCAUCCCGCCUGUUAACGGAGUAGAGAUUCACGUGGACUCUGUGCUGCCGGUGCCGCCCAUUGAAUUUGGAGUUAAUCCAAAAGACUCUGAUUUCAGCUUGCCACCUGGUUCUGCCUCUGGUCCUGCGGGGAAUCCGGUUGUUAAACUUCAGGAUGCCCUGGCCAGUAACGCGGGCUUAACUCAGAGUAUUCCCAUCCUCCGUCGCGACCAUCACAUCCAGAGGGCCAUCGGCCUCUCCCAGAUGUCCUUCCCCACCGCUGACCUCACCCUCAAGAUGGAGUCUGCACGCAAGGCUUGGGAAAACUCACCCAGUUUGCCAGAGCAGAGCUCUCCUGGAGGUGCAGGCUCAGGCAUCCAGCCCCCGUCGUCUGUGGGAGCCUCCAACGGGGUCAACUACAGCUCCUUUGGUGGCGUGUCCAUGCCGCCCAUGCCUGUGGCCUCUGUCGCGCCUUCGGCUUCUCUUCCAGGUAUGCCGCUCCCCGGCCCGAACCAGCUUGACGGGUCGCCUCCCUCGUUCUCAAGAGAGACUUGGAUUGCUGGAGUGUGCAGAAGUAGGAGCAGCCACCUGCCGCCUCUCUACCUGGACGGCCACGUGUUCGCAAGUCAGCCCCGGCUGGUUCCCCAAAGCAUACCUCAGCAGCAGAGUUACCAGCAGGCUGCCGCUGCCCAGCAGAUCCCACUUUCCCUCCACACGUCUCUGCAGGCUCCAGCCCAGCUGGGACUGAGGGGCGGGCUGCCCGCCUCCCAGGCUCAGGAGAUCUUCAGCUCCUUACAGCCCUUCAGAUCUCAGGUGUACAUGCAUCCCAGCCUGUCACCGCCCAGCACCGUGAUCCUGUCAGGAGGCACAGCCUUGAAGCCUCCGUACUCGGCGUUCCCAGGCAUGCAGCCCUUAGAGAUGGUGAAGCCCCAGUCCGGCUCCCCCUACCAGCCCAUGAGUGGAAACCAAGCCCUGGUCUAUGAGGGCCAGCUGGGUCAGGCUGCUGGCCUGGGCGCCUCCCAGUUGUUGGACUCCCAGCUCCCACAGCAGCUGACGAUGCCGCUGCCUGGCUCCCAGCUGCCUUUGCCGCGGUACGGCUCCGGGCAGCAGCCGCUGAUUCUGCCACAGUCCAUCCAGCUGCCGCAGGGGCAGAGCCUCUCUGUCGGGGCCCCCCGAAGAGUCCUCCCACCCGGCUCCCAGCCUUCGGUCCUCAACACCAGCAGAGAGUCCUCUCAGAUGGAGAUGAAGGGCUUCCACUUUGCCGACAGUAAACACAAUGUCCCUUCGGGAGCCUCCGUGCCGUCACCGCAGACUUACAGGCCUAGCUCUGCUAGCCCCAGUGGGAAGCCCUCUGGAUCAGCAGUUAACAUGGGCUCUGUGCAGGGACACUACGUUCAACAGGCCAAACAACGAGUGGAUGAAAAACCCAGCCUGGGAGCCGUGAAACUGCAGGAGGCCCCCUCAGCGGCCUCCCAGAUGAAGCGAACCGGAGCAAUCAAGCCUCGGGCAGUCAAAGUGGAGGAGAGCAAGGCCUGAAGGUGCUUGGCCACACCUCGCCCCCCCCUUGAGGACAGGGCCGCUGGGCCUGGACACAGCCAGACGCUCGGACAUCUCGGACAUCUCACCAGAUCCACCGUCCAACCACCUGGCCCAGACUGAGAGACCUCCCUUCCCUUGUUCACUCCCGAAAGCUCCUUUGUCCGACCAGCUUGCCCCCGUGGAUAUGUGGCAUUGACCUCGCUUUACUACGAAGCAAACAAGCAAGCAAAUGACCCCCGUCCCCACGACGUCCCCGCCUCCUGUCCACAGUGACCGUGGAGUGACUCAAGCCUUUGUGCAGUACCGAUGAUCCCGCCCCUCCCCACCCAGCCCCAGCCCUCCCCGCUCCCCAGCCAGGCGCUUUCUCGCGGCGCUCCCCCCACCCUUCCCGGCCCCAGUCACAGUGGUUUGGCAGCAGGGCCAUUUUAGUUCGAGGCUUUUUGUUUUAAAAAGCAGCGAAAGUUUUUACAAAGGAGAAAGGAAAAGAAAACAAAAACAGAAGCUAUGUGUGCAUAGCUGAACUUUUCUACGUUCUUUGCCAUCCUCUCCCUCACCCCUCCUCUGUCCCAGUACCACACUUCCCCCUCCUGGGGCCACUGGGCCUUCCCUGUGAUUCCUGAACACAGGCCUCUUGGGCGGACAUCCCCCAUGCUCUCAGUGGGCUGACCGGUGCCGGUGCUCGCAGAAAACGUGGAGGGCACGCAGGUGGGCAGCUCCUUGCGAGCAGUGAGGUGGAGGGGCAGGUUAGGUUGGGGUGUCAGUUGGGUUCCAGCCCCUGAUCUGAUGGUCAACCGCGGGAGCUUAGGGGCAGCCCAGCGAAGCCAGUGGCAGUUUUAGCAUAAUCAUGACACAAUUUCUGUCCUGGACUCUUCUAAAGCCAGUGGACAUCCCGACCGCAGGGCAGCUGAGGUAAAUCACGCAGACACGGAGUCCCCGGGGUUUCCCGGUGCGGCCUGGACGCUGUGAGCUGACAGCACUGCAGGCCCCAGUGUCACCCCUGCCCCUGGGCUCCGGCACCUGGGGGCCGCUCUUUGACCCGCACACCCUUCCUUGAAGCCUUCCAUAACAUGCCCUCCUCUUCCUCUGAGCCUGUCUCUUUCUUGUCUGGAUCCUCCUGUCCCGCCACCUUCCGCACAGCUCGCCACUGGAAACCGGGAGGCGCCUUCACGUGGGGACAGGUGCGUGGACGGCUGUCAGGCGGGGUCCGCAGCAGAGGCAUGUGGCCCUCGAGGCUGCUGCAAGAGCUUCCUUUUUCUCCUUUUCUUUGCUCCCCCCGCAGACCCAGGUGGGGCAGAGGGCCCGAGCUAGGCAGUGUCCGUCUUCCCAGAUGGCUGGGGCAGGGUCCAAGGGGAGGACAGCUGACGGUCUGACCGGUCCACCGCGGCCACGGGCAGCCUCGGAAAAAAGCCUCUUAGGCGUGUAGCGGUGGCCCUGGCAGAACGUUCGUGUGAGCCAUUUUGUGCUGGGUUUUUGUCGUUUCUUUUUAAAAUAAGUCCUAGAACGAAAUCAUCCCCGAUUUAGUCAUUCCGAGGAGAGGGGAAGGGAAAUGCCAGGUUUCGCAUGUGCUCUUCAGAGUAACCGGCCCGCCACCUACUUGCACGAGUUCUGCCACCGCCCCCGGUGGCUCCAGGGAGGACCUGGCUCCGGGGGCAAGCAGGAGGUGAGUGGGGUGAGCCCCGCAGCGCCCACCCUCGGGGCCGCCGCACGCGUGUCUAGCGUAGAACCAGGUAGAGAGCAGCGCCUCGGGGAUGGCGCUCGUAGCUUCUCGGGGCCCUUCCCCGCUUUGCCCCGCCGGCGAGCGUGCCGGGCGGCCGCAGGGGCCUCCGGAAAGGGUCGGUUUUCCUGACAGAUGUGCUAGUGCUUUCUGUGCAGCUUUGUGUUCCCCUUCCUGCCUCCGCCCUCAGACCGUGCCGCUCACCAGCUGGUCCUCUUCAUGCCCGAAUCUUGAUGCUGAGGUCCCUUCAAGGGCCGCUCGCUUUGCGGGUGGCUCGCACUCGCCUGCCCUGUGUGCUCAUCUGCGCUUUCUCUUCCCUGCGAGUGUGUGACUGCUGUUGUCCCUGUGACCAGCUGCCCUGCCCGCCGCUCCCCUCUGCCGCCACCUGCCUCCCUUGCCCGGCUGCCCCUGCAGGAGCCACACGUGUUCACCGCUGCCCGUACGCUCAGAAUCACGGCCAGGCCCGCACACCUAAUUCCGGUGCACAUUGUAUGUCAAAAGGAAAAAAAGGUUUUCUCGUGUUGAAAUUCAACAGAACCGCCCCGGAUGCUGUUCCAAACUCAAGGUGUACCCUUCAGGUGAACCUGCCGUCCGCGUGACAGUACUUCCUGUUUGAGAAAAAAUAAAAACAAAAGGUCACCUGUUCGCCAGCCCUUUUCUCUACCCCUGUAUUUUCUCUCUUUCCCCCUCCCCAAUAAAAACAGAAAACACUAGAA
Ailuropoda melanoleuca (giant panda) is the source of this 9265-nucleotide messenger RNA. RefSeq names its product proline rich coiled-coil 2B (gene PRRC2B). The transcript is spliced from 31 exons. NCBI's taxonomy places the organism in Eukaryota, Metazoa, Chordata, Mammalia, Carnivora, Ursidae. Bases 56 to 6832 code for a protein of 2258 amino acids. Gene Ontology annotation, biological process: cell differentiation. The record is from RefSeq and is a predicted model, not a curated record.